Messenger RNA from Colias croceus (clouded yellow), 1389 nucleotides. Its product is annotated as clavesin-1-like. The transcript is spliced from 7 exons. Bases 63 to 974 code for a protein of 303 amino acids. Lineage: Eukaryota; Metazoa; Arthropoda; Insecta; Lepidoptera; Pieridae. Gene Ontology annotation, cellular component: membrane. Gene Ontology annotation, molecular function: phosphatidylinositol bisphosphate binding. The record is from RefSeq and is a predicted model, not a curated record.
CUUGAUCACAAAGUUGUGAUUUGCGUUCAUAAUCGCACGUGUGAAAACCGUAUGUAUUAAAAAUGAGUGAAAAAGCAGUCUCAGAGCAACCGAUCGAGUUGGAAUAUAAGAAAACUGGUAUAAACCCUGAUGAAAUCACACUUCUGAGGCGAUGGCUGGACACACAACCUCAUCUACCCUCGAAAUAUAUUUCAGACCUGGACUUGCUACUCUGCUACUACAGUUGCUACCGAAGCACGGCCGUCACGAAGCAAGUGAUCGACCUCCAUUACACAUUGAAGACACUUUUUACUAACUUCUUCAAGGAUAGAGUUGUUGAUGACAAGAUAAUUACGGCUUUAAAUACUGUAUUGAUCCUACCUCUACAGACACUAUCACAUGACGGGUAUACAGUGGUCUACCAUCGAGUGAUCGACACUGAUACUAAGAAUUUUGUGUUCCGAUACAUUAUUAAGGCAGCCCUAAUGUUAAUGGAUGUCAGACAAUAUGAAAUAGGAACAGUUCCGGGAAUGAUACUAGUCGUAGACAUGAAUGGUGUCACCUUGAGUCAUCUUGGAAAAUUAGAUUUGCUCACGUUACAGCAGUUUUUGUAUUAUUUACAGGAAGCAAUGCUAGUAAGACUAAAAGGCAUACACUUUAUGAAUGCCCCUUCCUUCGUUGACAAACUGCUUAUGCUAAUUCGGCCAUUUUUAAAAAAGGAGUUGAUGGAUAUUCUAUACAUACACCAAAUCGGGUCCAAAUCGGUAGAAAAGUUUUUCCCCAUUGAAGCUUUGCCUAAAGAAUCUGGUGGACAGUAUGUGAGCGUGUAUGACGCGAUGCAGGAAAAUGUCGAAAGACUACAAGCAAACACACAUUACUUCAACAUAGAGGCGAAAAAGCGAGUGAUAGAAGCAGAGAGACCGGGAAAGCCUAAAACUAUUAAUGAUAUUUUUGGUGGAGUUGAAGGUUCCUUUAAAAAAUUGGAAAUUGAUUAAUUAUUUAUUAGUAGUAAUGUAAUAGAAAUAAAUAUAAUGUAUACGAUGUAAAUUGGUGAUGUAAUUCGUAAAAAUAUUGUAUUUUUUGAAUUUUGGAAAAAAAAUGUACAACCGUGGACAAAAAUUGUUGAUUCCUGACCAUUUCCUGACCGUUGAUUCCUCUAGGUAUAAUAUGAUUCAAAGGUUACUUAUUGUUUUUUUUUUUCAAUUAUUAUUAUGAGACUAUGACAUGUGACAAGAUAUACAGGUAUCACAAUAAGCUUCCUAGAUAAGUGGGAAAAUAGAAAAAAAGAAUUGGUACAAAUAUGGAAUAACCAAUUUUAGGUACACUAUCAUUUACUAGCUUUUUGCCCGCGACUUCACUCGCUUUGUCAAUACCUAAUAAAUUAUAUGCUUAAAACUUCCUCUUGAAUCA